This is a messenger RNA of Rhinolophus ferrumequinum (greater horseshoe bat), 2802 nucleotides long. RefSeq names its product arginyltransferase 1 (gene ATE1). The transcript is spliced from 13 exons. Gene Ontology annotation, molecular function: arginyl-tRNA--protein transferase activity. Gene Ontology annotation, biological process: protein arginylation. NCBI's taxonomy places the organism in Eukaryota, Metazoa, Chordata, Mammalia, Chiroptera, Rhinolophidae. Gene Ontology annotation, cellular component: cytoplasm. The record is from RefSeq and is a predicted model, not a curated record. The coding region runs from base 141 to 1796 and encodes 551 amino acids.
GGCGCGGGCCGGGGGCACUGCGGUGCACCGCGCCCGGCCUCGCUCUCCACUCCUCCCCGCCGCGGGCCCCCGCACUCCGCUGAGGUCGGCCCCGGGGCACCGAGAGGCGUGGCCGGCCCGCGCGGACCCUGGUGGCGGCCAUGGCCUCGGUGGUGGAGUACAAGGGACUCAAGGCCGGCUACCAUUGCGGAUACUGCGACUCAGAAGAAGGCAAGGUGUCCCACGGUAUGUGGGCACAUUCCAUGACAGUGCAGGAUUAUCAGGAUCUUAUAGACCGAGGAUGGCGAAGAAGCGGGAAAUAUGUGUACAAACCUGUCAUGAAUCAAACAUGUUGUCCUCAAUACACAAUAAGGUGCCGAUCAUUACAGUUCCAGCCAUCAAAAUCUCACAAGAAGGUUUUGAAAAAAAUGUUGAAAUUUCUGGCUAAAGGGGAAAUCUCCAAAGGAAAUUGUGAGGAUGAGCCUAUGGAGCCCACCAUGGAGGACGUCGUUGCUGGGGAUGUUGCGUUAAUAAAUAAAUUGGAUAUACAGUGUGACCUCAGAACGCUCCAAGAGAGCUUAGAGAGUGAAGAGAAGAAGAAAGGAAGAAGUGCAAAGAAAGCAGAAUCUAAUGAGUUAAUUCAGUCACAACAUCCAGAAGAGAAAUUGGGCUCUGGUGAACCAUCACAUUCCGUUGAAGUGCAUACAGUUCCUAAGCCAGGCAAAGGGGCAGAUUUGAGUAAGCCUCCAUGUCGAAAAGCAAAGGAAAUUCGGAAAGAAAGGAAAAGGUUAAAACUCAUGCAGCAGAACCCAGCUGGAGAACUUGAGGGUUUCCAGGCUCAUCGAGAACCUUUGUUCCCACCAAAGGCUAAAUCCAACCAGCCCAAAUCACUUGAAGAUUUAAUUUUUGAAUCUUUACCAGAGAAUGCAUCACACAAGUUAGAGGUGAGGGUGGUGAGAUCAUCUCCACCAAGUUCUCAGUUCAAAGCCACAAUGCUGGAGUCGUACCAGGUCUAUAAACGUUACCAGAUGGUUAUUCACAAGCACCCACCUGAUAAGCCAACUGUAAGCCAGGUGAGGUUAGUACCUGUCUCCUUUGAGGACCCAGAAUUCAAGUCGUCCUUCAGCCAGUCAUUUUCUUUAUAUGUCAAGUAUCAAAUGGCCAUACACCAGGAUCCGCCUGAUGAAUGUGGGAAGACUGAGUUCACAAGAUUCCUUUGCAGUUCACCUUUGGAGGCAGAGAAUCCCCCUAAUGGCCCAGAUUGUGGUUAUGGCUCCUUUCACCAGCAGUAUUGGCUCGAUGGAAAGAUCAUAGCUGUGGGGGUGAUUGACAUUCUUCCUCACUGUGUAUCAUCUGUAUAUUUCUACUACGAUCCAGAUUAUUCGUUUCUGUCUUUGGGUGUCUACUCUGCACUACGAGAAAUUACUUUCACUAGGCAACUUCAUGAAAAAACACCUCAACUCAGCUAUUAUUAUAUGGGUUUCUACAUUCAUUCAUGUCCCAAGAUGAAAUAUAAGGGUCAUUACAGGCCUUCUGAUUUGUUGUGUCCUGAGACGUACGUGUGGGUACCCAUCGAGCAGUGCCUGUCCUCACUUGAGAACUCCAAGUACUGCCGUUUCAACCAGGACCCAGAAGCAGUGGACGAAGGUCGCAGUAAGGAACCUGAUCGACUGCAAGUGUUUCACAAGAAAGCCAUAAUGCCUUACGGUGUUUAUAAGAAACAGCAGAAGGACCCGAGCGAGGAGGCUAUCGUGCUGCAGUACGCGAGCCUGGUGGGGCAGGCGUGCUCCGAGCGGAUGCUUCUGUUCCGGAACUGAAGCGCCCGUGCCCUCCCUCCCUGCCGGGCACUGCCUCCUGCCGCCGCUCCAGACGGUUCCUCUGGGGAAGCCCCAUAACCACCCACAAAUCUAUUAUUUUUUAUUUCGACUAUUAUAUGGCCUUUCUAAAAUACUUUGUGGCAGUCUCAUGGUUUAUGUAAAGAUUUUAAACGUAUUAUUACCUAGCCUCAUACUCGUGAGGGGUGGGGGAUUAUCAUUUUGGAACUUUGUUUUAUGAAUAAGAUAUGGGAAACUUCUCUUGUUAAUAUUUUGGAAAGUAAAAUUAGUAAGUGAAUCUUAAGUAAUUUAAAUGACAGUUGUGCUUGUUUGUUGCUGGAGAAAUCAGGACAGACUGUUUUCCUCAGAUCCAUGUAAAACACUAGUUUGUGCUAAAAACCUUAAGUGUGGGCAAGAAGUUGGGAAGUUUGUUACAGCACAUGGAAAAUGUCUUCUCCAGAGAACAGAACUAUGCCAUCACUCAGUGUUCAAUUCUAAGUUACUGCCGAAUGUCGUUAUGUAGUGUAAUAAUAGAGAACUCAGAACAAGAAAAUGCAAACAUUAAAAAAGCAUGUCAUGUUGACAUCAGUCUGUUUACCCAGGACCAUCCUGUUCACGUCUGCUGUCUCGCCAUGAUAUCUUUCCUAGAGUAAUGAUUACAAGUGCUCCGUUUUACUCUCCAAGUAUCCCAAUUUAGACCAUAUAAUAUGUUUGCCCUAAUUACAUAUUACAUUAUUUGCUCUAUUUCUAAAAACCUAAGAAAUGAGUUAUUUAAGAAAAAUGUUGGCUCCUGUCUUCACCUAUGGCUCGUCAGAAGUAAAGUACACUAAGUUUCAUUCCUUAGAAGCCAGGACACUUGUCUUUGGUUAUUGGUUAAAAAUUAGUUAAUAUCUGACCACUUUUAUAGCUGUACUACAAGUCACAUGUAAUUAAGUAGGAAUCAUAUUGACCUCUUUUCCAGAGUAAGAGACAAAACGCUCCAUUUUGCCCUUUGAUUGGCUGUCACAGA